CGCCAGCCCAAUUGUGUUCGCCUGCUCCGCAGAGGACGUUGCUGCGAUGUCCGAGACCGCUCCCGCCGCCGCCCCCGAUGCGCCCGCGCCCGGCGCCAAGGCCGCCGCCAAGAAGCCGAAGAAAGCGGCGGGCGGCUCCAAAGCCCGCAAGCCCGCGGGCCCCAGCGUCACCGAGCUGAUCACCAAGGCCGUGUCCGCCUCCAAGGAGCGCAAGGGGCUCUCCCUCGCCGCGCUCAAGAAGGCGCUGGCUGCCGGCGGCUACGAUGUGGAGAAGAACAACAGCCGCAUCAAGCUGGGGCUCAAGAGCCUCGUCAGCAAGGGCACCCUGGUGCAGACCAAAGGCACCGGCGCCUCCGGCUCUUUCCGCCUCAACAAGAAGCCCGGGGAAGUGAAGGAAAAAGCCCCCAAGAAGCGGGCGGCCGCAGCCAAGCCCAAGAAGCCGGCAGCUAAGAAACCAGCAAGCGCCGCCAAGAAGCCCAAGAAAGCGGCGGCGGUGAAGAAGAGCCCCAAGAAAGCGAAGAAGCCGGCGGCCGCGGCGGCCAAGAAAGCGGCCAAGAGCCCCAAGAAAGCCGCCAAGGCAGGACGCCCCAAGAAGGCAGCGAAGAGCCCGGCCAAGGCAAAGGCUGUGAAGCCGAAAGCAGCCAAGCCCAAGGCGGCCAAGCCCAAAGCAGCGAAGGCAAAGAAGGCGGCGCCCAAAAAGAAGUAAAUUAUACCAGAAGAGUCCUGCUCUACCUAUUUUGUUAUCCAACGGCUCUUUUAAGAGCCACCCACACUUUCCCUAAAGGAGCUGAGGCACCGAGGUCGGCAGUAACCUGCAGCCAAGGAUCCAGUAAUUCGUGUCUCCUUAAAUGCUUUUGUCUUUUGGGGAGGAGGGUUUUCCUUACUGACCUGAAAAGAGUUUUGAGCUCUCCCAUUCCUUUUGUUCCUAAUGAGAAAGAAAAGGAGCUUUUAAGUAUUGAAAAAGCCCGCCCUGAUUAAGGAUUGGCCAGCAGAGAGCCCGUCCCUCUGCCCCUUCCCCCCCCUCCCCUUCGCCUCGUAUCUCUGGUGCCGUUUCAGCCACUCUCGGAGAAGGAAAAACGCGGAAGAGGGGGGUGGGGAUGGGACGGAACAGGAGUUCUCGACGAAAGACACUGUUCCCGUGUUCUCCGGCUUAAGAACUAUACGGAAAAUAUAUCAUCCCAGGAAGAACUUGCUCUGGGAGGACAUUUCGGCACGACUGUUUUGUGUUAACAAAAAAACAUGGAAAGCGUUGUUACUAUCACCAAGCCAAAAAUACUGUUAAUAAACAUGGAGAAAGUAAGAAAAAA
Grus americana (Whooping crane) is the source of this 1307-nucleotide messenger RNA. RefSeq names its product histone H1.01. The transcript is spliced from 2 exons. Bases 47 to 706 code for a protein of 219 amino acids. NCBI's taxonomy places the organism in Eukaryota, Metazoa, Chordata, Aves, Gruiformes, Gruidae. Gene Ontology annotation, cellular component: nucleosome. The record is from RefSeq and is a predicted model, not a curated record. Gene Ontology annotation, biological process: nucleosome assembly. Gene Ontology annotation, molecular function: structural constituent of chromatin; DNA binding.